This is a messenger RNA of Anarrhichthys ocellatus (wolf-eel), 3433 nucleotides long. It is a transcript of the gene cyb5r4, whose product is annotated as cytochrome b5 reductase 4. Lineage: Eukaryota; Metazoa; Chordata; Actinopteri; Perciformes; Anarhichadidae. Gene Ontology annotation, cellular component: cytoplasm; endoplasmic reticulum. Gene Ontology annotation, biological process: superoxide metabolic process. The transcript has 12 exons. The record is from RefSeq and is a predicted model, not a curated record. Bases 403 to 1671 code for a protein of 422 amino acids. Gene Ontology annotation, molecular function: cytochrome-b5 reductase activity, acting on NAD(P)H; heme binding.
UGUUGGCGUUACAUGGUGGUAGAACAACCAAGGCAGGAGUUAGCUCACAAUAAUGAGUCACUAGAUAGCUACCAAGUAAUGCAUUUGCCUGAUAAUAUACAUAACAUAUUUGAUUAACACGGCAAAUAUUUACUUUAAUUGAAAUAUAAUGUGACGAUGUAUAAUUUGCUGUUAUUAGUUCGUGAGCGCGUAAUGUCUUCUUAGCCUAGCUUAGCUUAGCCUGUUAGCUAAGUUGCAUCGCUCAACACAGUUUCAACAGAGAUGUGUCUCAACAAGGGAAGAACCCGUACCCGUAACGUUGACAUCUAGCAGCCAGUGUGACUGCGUUGCUAAACUGUCGUUUAUAUGCCACUGUGGUAAACUGCCGUUGGUUGAAUAGGUUGUCUCAGAAGCGUUCACAACAUGUUGAACGUCCCGACCCAGUCGUUCCCUGCGCCGCGCUCCCAGCAGCGGGUCGCUCCGUCCGGCCAGUCCCGUAGGAACAAGGUGGACUUGAAGCCGGGCCACAGUCUGAUGGACUGGAUUCGGUUUUCCAAGAGUGGAAAAGAUCUGACGGGGCUCAGAGGGCACCUGAUCGAAGUUACCCAAGAAGAGAUGCAGAACCACAACACAAGAGAGGACUGCUGGACCUGCAUACGAGGUAUGGUUUACAAUGUGAGCCCCUACAUGGACUACCACCCUGGUGGGGAGGAGGAGCUAAUGAAGGCAGCUGGGAUAGAUGGCACUGACCUGUUUGACCAGGUCCAUCGCUGGGUGAACUAUGAGUCCAUGUUGAAAGAGUGCCUGGUGGGCAGGAUGGCCACUACAGUCAUUAAAGCUAGCAUCCCUUCUUCACCACAGACCAGCCUCGCCCCCCCGAUGUCAAUGGCUGCUCCCACAGAGAAAGACUCCCGGCCGCGGUACGACUGGUUCCAAACUGAUGCGACUGUUCAUCUGGUCGUUUAUGCUAAAAGAAAGAUCCCCAGCUCCGGCUGUACCAUUGUUGACCUGGAGGCGGGUGUUCUACGCCUGGAAGUGCUGCUGGGGAAGAUGUCCUACAUGAUACAUUUACCUUUAUUUCAUGAUGUCUGUCCCUAUCCAGACACGGAGGUAGUGAGGCCAUACACUGCAGUAGAUCAGAACCUGGCAGCUGCCUCCCAGGAAUCCGACCUCUACCUCAUGAUCAAGGUCUACCCCGACGGAGUGUUCACCCCUCAUCUCAACAGCCUGCACGUCGGUGACUGUGUAUCAGUUAGUGGUCCAGAGGGUACCUUCAGUCUCCGCCCCCUUCGUGAUGUCACAUACCUAUACCUGUUAGCAGCAGGCACAGGGUUCACGCCCAUGGCUCGCCUCAUCCAGCUGGCUCUACAGGAUGGUGACACCAUCAGGAAAACCAAGCUGCUCUUCCUAAACCGACGAGAGGAGGACAUUCUGUGGCGCUGUGAGCUGGAUGAACUGGCUGCUAGUCAUGAGAGGUUUCAGGUGGAGUACGUGCUCUCCGAUCCCUGUGAAAGCUGGACCGGCAGGAAGGGAAGACUGGACGAGUCCAUGCUCCAGGAUGUCCUCAACAGGCCUGAUGGGUCCAAAUGCUAUGUGUGUGUGUGCGGCCCCAAUGCCUUUACAGAGCUAAGCAUAGGGUUGCUGAAGCAGCAGGGCUUCAGUAAGGAGGAGCUCCACGCCUUCCAGGGCUGACCGCGCUCUGCCUCCACACAGCUCCACCCUGCAAAGACUUGAGUGCCUGAGAGAGAGAGAGGGUUUAACUUCUGAACUUGUUUGUGAGAAAUGGAUGGAACAUUGUAUUUCUAUGCACCAAGGCUCUGAUGGGAUGCACAGUGCAGAUUCUUAUGAUUGUGACCAGUGUCUGAAAUAAAGUUCAUAAAAAAAACUUUGUAAAGGUUUGUAAAGCAUACUGAGAUGCAAAGAAAUGAAUGAAUCUCAUUCAUGUCUUUGCGUCUCAGUAUGCUUUACUGUGGUGUAUAUGCAAUAUACAAAUAGAAUUAACAUGAGCUUUGAAAUGCAUAGGAGAGGAUCAUCUGAAGAUAUUUAUAGAUUCUAUUGUUACAUGGAUGCAGAGUCAGGAGAGUUCUUACCUCUGAAGUGAAAUAAAAUGCAUUAUGGAAACAUUUUUAAAGGGAUGGUCCAUUCAUUGAGGCUGGGACAAUUUUCAUUAUUACUACAGAGUCGUGACUCCUCCAGGUUUAAUUCUGACCAUCAAGUUGCCUAUAAGUCGAUUUUUUGACCUUUUAAAAGAUAAAUGACACAGGCUAAAACCUGCUUCUGCCUUAUAAACAUUGAACCUUGUGGAAACAUAAAGCAAACACUGUGAUGCAACACAGUGUUGUCUUAGCAAGUGUUAUGUCACUUAAGUGUGUGAUCAUUAUUGCUGACAAGCACCAUACCUUCUGGCCUGUUUCACAAAAGCCCAUAAAGAGAACAGAGAUCCUGACAUGGUCCUCUCACAUCUCCUCCUGGUGAAGAAAGCUCAUAAACAGCUGUAUUUCUUAAAGAAACAGGAAGAGGCCAAAUUCCUGUGUCAAGUUCCAUCCUUCUGUCAAAUGACUGAGCUGCUGCAUCACACCUGCCUGAAUGUGUCUGGAUAAUUAGACUGUGCCAUUCUACCACAGCCAGAGGUGCGUUCUCAGGCACCACACAUUUUAAGAAGAGCUCCGAUGAACUGGCCAUCGUUGAGUCAGUAAUCCUGCAGUUUGGAGAUGGAGGCGGUGUCUGUUGGUCAGAGGAGCGCUCAUUAUUUGCUUUAAACUAAGUUCUGGCUUAAUCACACGAUUUUCUCAAUCUGAUUAAUAUGCAUACAUGUAAACAUAGUGUAUAGCUGGAAAUAUAUACUGUAUAUAUAUUUAUUUUUUCUCCAUAAUUUCACCUGAAACUUGUAUGUUCAUUUUGCACUGAAGUUAUUUAUUAAAACUACUCUUUAUACAAAAAUAGGCUUUACAAUUUGGUUGUUUCAUAUAGAAUAUGUAUUUACUGAAUUACCAGAAAACGUGUAAAAAUAUGCAAUAUCAUAUAUUGGGAUAAAAGAUGUUGUGCCAUUAUAGUCCAAUAUGUGAAACAUGCAGAUAAAGAAUCUUGCAUGUCUGUGAGUUGAGUUUAAUCAAUACACACUUGACACUUUUUGUUUAUCAGCCUUAUGAGCGCCGGCUGAUCAUCUCAAAAAUGUCAUUAAUCGGCCUGAUCGAAUGGUCUAUCACUAUUGUUGAAGCACAGCAAAUAAAGGACAGUAGAUGGAUGUGACAGUGAAGUUUGUGAGUUUAGAUGUUAUUGGAGAGGUAUUCAACCUAAGUUCAACACCUGGAUUUAUUAUGCCCACUGUGAUAAUUAUUAUUUUGCUCGAUCGAAGAAAAAAAAACUUGUUUAGGGUUUUUAGUCUUAACAAGUUAUUUAUUUCACGAUGACUUUUAUAUGAAACACUAGCUUAUGGAAGAAAGUAGUGUGUAGA